GAAACAACUAGGGCCUCUCGUUUUAGAAGAAAAGAGAGCAAAAAAACCUUAUCUUUGUGACUUUCGGUGGUGUGUGUGAUGUUGUUGUCGGUCAUGGCGAAGACAGAGCUACGAUCUCUCUCUUUUUCCUCUCUUAUGUGUCUAUCUUCGAACAGAGUCUCUCAGAAACGACCCAGCCACUCUUUAAAACUCCAUUGGAAAAGCUUUGUCCUGUUUUGAUAUCCAUGGCUUUACCUUGGUGCUUAAAGACUGGAGUUUUAACGUCUCCGGCCGCCGGAUUUAAUCAUCCAUCGGACAGUGGCUUCGCCGUUCCGACGAAGUUACUGAGUAUUCGAAAAGGUGAUCGGGAAAGAUUGAGAAUCCAAGCUGUUUUCAGCUUUCCUCCAAGAAACGGUGGAGCCGAGAAGCGGAAACAGCUCAAACAUGAACUUGUCGAAGCCAUUGAGCCUCUUGAACGUGGUGCCACUGCCUCGCCUGAUGAUCAGCUUCUGAUUGAUCAGUUAGCACGUAAGGUGGAAGCAGUAAACCCAACCAAGGAGCCUCUGAAGUCUGAUUUGAUCAAUGGGAAAUGGGAGCUCAUUUACACAACAUCUGCUGCGAUUUUGCAAGCAAAGAAACCAAGGUUCUUAAGAUCGUUAACUAACUACCAAUGUAUCAAUAUGGAUACACUAAAGGUGCAAAGAAUGGAGACUUGGCCUUUCUAUAACUCGGUAACUGGAGACUUGACACCCCUCAACUCGAAGACGGUUGCUGUGAAACUUCAAGUGUUUAAAAUUCUCGGCUUUAUUCCGGUAAAAGCACCUGAUGGUACUGCACGCGGUGAACUAGAGAUUACCUAUGUGGACGAGGAACUACGGUCAGUAGUGAAUGAUAGUUUUUCAUUUCUCUAUGGAACUGACAACCAAAAACAUUUGAAUCUUGAAACAAUGUUCAUUUUUUACAGGAUAUCAAGGGGCAAAGGCAACUUGUUGUUUAUAUUGAAGAUGUUUGAUCCCACUUAUCGAAUCCCUCUCUGAUCUAUCGAAAAAAAUAGUUUCGAGCUAUCAUACAUACUUAAAAUCGCUUGUUCUGUCUCUCUAUUCAUCAUGUAUGUAAAAAUCUAAUAAGAGAGAAUAAAAAGAGACUAGCUUUUGUCAAUGAUUCAACUUGUUUUGAUCGACAUUGCACCACAUUAGAUUAAAAAAGCUCUAAACU
Messenger RNA from Arabidopsis thaliana (thale cress), 1194 nucleotides. RefSeq names its product plastid-lipid associated protein PAP / fibrillin family protein. NCBI's taxonomy places the organism in Eukaryota, Viridiplantae, Streptophyta, Magnoliopsida, Brassicales, Brassicaceae. Gene Ontology annotation, cellular component: chloroplast thylakoid. The transcript is spliced from 5 exons. The coding region runs from base 225 to 1016 and encodes 263 amino acids. The record is from RefSeq and is marked reviewed.